Messenger RNA from Podospora anserina S mat+, 3501 nucleotides. RefSeq lists its product as uncharacterized. Bases 1 to 3501 code for a protein of 1166 amino acids. Lineage: Eukaryota; Fungi; Ascomycota; Sordariomycetes; Sordariales; Podosporaceae. The transcript has a single exon. The record is from RefSeq and is a predicted model, not a curated record.
AUGGGAAACGCCCAGUCCACUGAGACAGCCCGGAGGUAUUCCCAGAAGCUGUCCAAGCCAAAAACCAACAAUCAUGCCACAGCCGGUCUGUUGAGCCCCAGCGGCUCCUCAAAUAACCCCAAGAGAUACUCCAACCGCCCACUGCCAGAUCCUCCAUUGUCUUCUCCCUCGCCGGUUUCUACCCCAACCUCAUCGGUUUUUGACCAGGCCGACACUGCCCAGACACGCAACGGCCGCAGUGCCUCGUUCACAUCAGUCCCAGCUCUGCAACAGGAAUCCAAACGAAGAAGCCUGUUCCGCGUGAGGUCAACCCAAGUUGUGCCUGACGCUGACCAUCGGGAUAGUAUUGGGUCGGGAUCGAGGAUGGUGGAUCUGAUGAACAGGGCCAACUCGUUGACGUAUGAGUCGGCAGUCGCAUACUAUGGGCCGCCUGAGCCUGAGGAGUACGUUCUGUGUCUGUGGCGAUUGCUGGGUCUUGAAAGUCUUGCUAACAUCUGUCUGCACAGGUGGUCAUCCGAACCUAGAAGCCGGACAUCUUGGAACUAUAACUUGACGUCAUAUGAGGCUAAGCGUUUGUUGAAUCUCGUCGAAGAACCAGGGCUUGAACAUGCGACGACCAUGUCAGAGAAUCGGAUGACGGUUGUCACCGAGACCACGUGGAAGAGCUCCAAUCCGACGAACCCUCCGAGCACCUCGGUCACCCGUGCCAACUCGGAAGUCUCGCUCUAUAUGCCUGUUCGACGAAGAUCCAUCAUCCAAACGCCAGGCGUCGCUACCCGAGCAAAUUCGAUGCGCAGCGUUCCCGGACAACCGAGAUUCAAUCCACGAUAUAGUCACCCUCCUACCCCAAGUUUGUCCAGGCAACCGUCUUUCGACUCGUACCGAGAUGGAAUCGUUUCUAUGCCGCCUCGGAUUGAUGAUAUCGAGUCGAUUCCCAGAGCGGUAACGCCGCGCGAGGAAGAUUAUCAGUCAAUUGGUGGUUAUAAGUUGGGUUCUUUGCGUAUCACGAACGGGCCCGCCAGCCCUUCGAGUCCGGAGGUGGAGAGAAAAGGUGGAAGUCGGUUCAAGUUGGGGGGAGAUGAUGACUACUUUGCCAACACGGCAGCUUCGGACCAGAGCAGCACGACAAACCCGACUACCGCUGCACUACCACCUACACAACAGCCAGAUGCUGCGGGGCUCAGUCACACCACCACCACCACCACCACCGUUGUAAGCCAGCAGACAAGCGUUGUCUCUGACGGCGUCUCUGUCACGAGCACUCGACAAUACUUGAAGGAGGUCAACAUCAGCCCGCUCUCUAUCCGUUUAUCUCCUCCGACAAGCCCGCGACUGCAGACCACAUCCAAGCAUACCGCCCAGGAGGAUUCAUUGUUCGAGGAUGAUGUUCUGUCGGAGAUUGCAGCUGCCGAAAUUCUGGAUGUUCGUCUGGAUCCCAGUGCAAAGCCAUCUCAAGUCACUCCGACCAAGGCUCUGUCCAGAAGCGACAGCGGAUUCAUCUCGACGACGAGCCCCUCCCCCGAAUCCCCGCACAAGCCAUUGACAAAAGCCGAUUCCGGCUAUAGCUCAAAUGUUUCUCUCCGCUCCUUCAAGGCGAAGGAUCAACCUUCUAAGAAGGAGAGCAUGCGCUCGCUUGAGGGCCGGUCGGAAGCAAACCGCCGGAGCAGCUCAGUCAGAUCCAAUGAGCGGGAGCAGAUUGUGCCGGCCUAUGUCAUAGCACCACCGAGAGAAGCACCGCCUCCUCCAGUACCUCCGAAAGAUGCUCGCCGCGAGAGCCCGGGUCCGUCGCCCAACCCAAGGUCUGCCAGACAAUCGAGCCGCUCCACCAGCAACCUAGCUCCGGAGAGUAGCCUCAACAGAGCGGGAAACUCUAGGGCGCCGCUUUCUCUGACUCCAAUCAAGAACCUCCGAUCUCGUGAUCGCGGACCAGCGUCUCCCGAAUCUGUCCCCACUCCUGUCAGUGCCAAAUCGUCAAAGUCUGACAAAUCUACCUUGAGCAUUGGGACCAAGCCUCAGAAACCCAACAGACUCCAGAGACUCCUAAGCAGUGCUCGCCGCUCUGCAGCUGGCCCACUGGAAGCCCAUGCGACACAUGCUGUUGAGCAGAACGCCAUUCCGUCGAUACCGAGAGAGGUGGAAAGCAAGCUUCAGGAGCACAAUGGCAGGUUUCCCAUAACGACCAAGAGGCUGGCACUGAGGCCUCGAGCCAGUUUGGAUACUCUGAAGACCAUUUUCAGUGUUGGAAGCAUGGAGGCUAGUCUCGAUGCCCUUCACACGGCUCAGAAGCCUCCUGCUACUGCUGAAUCAGGAGCAGAGCACAGCGCAAAGGAGAGUUCGUGGAGGCAAACCAUGCACUCUGUGCCCACGCACAUUGCGCACGUCGCCUCGCAAGUUAUGCCGAAGAAGCCCAUCGUGCGGAAGCCUGUAGCAGCUCGGCAGAGUUUGGAGAACCGAAGGAGCGUGGAUGGCAGGCCACGGCUUGUUUCUGAAUUUGCCAACAGCUCGCCUAGGCACUCUCACGAAGCGACACUUGAUGCUCUGGUGGGUGGUCGUGCAGUCAUCUACUCGCCCCCAGACGAGGACCAGGAGGAUACGAGGUAUGCCAUCGCGCACACCGAACUGCUUGCUUCGCUUCCAUCACCCUUGCUUCCUAGCCCACUCGCCAAGGCGAUGUCCAUGAGCAGCAAGACCAACACACCACCUCCGGUUAGUAUGGCGACGAGGCGCCAGAUGUCCCUUCGCGUGCCACCGCCCUUACGAUCACAGUCAUCCAACUCGAGUCUUCACCGCACGGCCAGCCGCGAGAGCAUUCAGAGCUAUCCUGCUGCUCAAUCCCUCUCGAGGAAGCCCAGCAGGGAGAGUAUUCGCAGCUACCCAUCAUACCAGCAAGGAAUGAUUCCGGACGCGGCUCUGCCCUCUGCUGCACCCACAAUGGAUCCCCGCCGCCUUUCAGCAUUCCGUCAGUCGAGCAACAGGCCCUCCGCCUGGGAAGUUCAGUCUGAGUACGGCGGACUUUCCCGCCAGCCUUCAUACACAUCGAUGAAUGGUGGCAGCAGGCGGGGCUCACUCAGCUCAGUCCAGGAGCACGAAGAGGAUGUCAUCAAGCGCCCUAGCAGUGCUCAGCCAUGGCAGAUGCGGUCAAGUCAGCAGCAGCAGCCCUUGAGGCACCGGGCCAGUCACGAUGAGUGGAACCAGUUCGCAAGACGGCCACAAGCUGGACAUCCUCCCUCCAUGUCCAAUGGCUACACAGCAACCUCCAAGCCAGUGUAUGAACCGCGCUAUGCGCAACAGCAACACACCCCGGCCAGCACCUGGAGCCGGAGUCAGCUUGAUGCCUCGGCUGGGCAGUGGUACCAGGAUGCAUCUUACCCCCAGGUGCCACGAGGACAUUAUCGCAAGCGCAGCAUGAGCUUGCAAAACUCGUAUGGACCAAAACCCCCCUACCGAGUGUUGCAUAGCUACAACUCGCCCGCCUAUCGCAACGCCCCUAUUUGGGGAUGA